AUUUCAGCCCCAACAAGUAGUUCAUAGUACAGUGCAGGCUCAAACUAACUUUGUUCAUACUGACACCAAAAAGAAUAUACAAAAUAUACAGAUUUCCGCUAUGGCGCAGCCGACAAUAAAUGCAGCAACACCAGUCGUGCAGGUGUUAAAUCAAAACUUUCAAAGUGGCAUGAUCUCGAAUAGUACUUCUCAGGCAGCUACGGCACAAGCCGGUAUUCCUUUUAAUUCCUUUAUAGCCCCAAACUUUACUAUAAAUAAUGGCCUAAUGCUUCAAAGAAGUGGCGGAUUUAAAUUAACUGUCGGAGAAGAUGGUCGUCUGGUACUGCAGCAUGACCCGACUAUUAAUUCAGAUUUACAAUCUCAGAUUAUUCUACAGAGUCUAUUGGGGGGAUUGGUUUUACAACCUUCCAUGGAUCAACAGACAGUGCAACAAACUGUCCAAACUAUUCAGCAACAAUCAGUGCAGACAAUACAACAACAGACUGUGCAAAGUCAAACGAUACAAACUGUUCAACAACAGACUGUUCAGCCGCAAACAGUACAGCAUACAAUACAAUCAUUGCAGCCUCAAAUACAGCAGCAGACUGUUCAACAAACUAUUCAACACCAGACUGUUAAUGCUCUGCAACAACCUAUGCAAAUAGUUCAGCCGCAACCCAUACAGAGCAUACACUCUCAAGUACAACCUAUUCAACCUAUCCAUACUAUGUCGCAGUCACAAGUACACAGUUUGCAGUCGCAGAUACAAGGCCAGAUACAAAGUCUUCUACAGCAGCAGAAUCACAUGGUACAUUCACAUGUACCUACCCAAAAUGUUCACUCACAGACUAUGCAAAGUGUCCAAAAUGUUCAGAGUGUCCAGCAAAACGUACAAAAUAUUCAACAGAAUGUACAGAGUGUACAACAAAACCUUCAAAGUGUGCAGCAAAAUGUGCGGAGCGUACAACCAAAUGUUCAGACUGUACAGCAAAAUAUUCAAAGUGUUCACCCACAGCCAACACAAUCUCCUGUACAGAAUAUCCAUAUAAAUCCAUCACAUACACAACCUGUUUUAAAGGUGCAACCUUUCCAAAAGUCACAACCUCCAGUACAAACUGUUCAACCUAUACAACAUCACAUUAGCCAUCAGCAACAGAGUCAACAACAGCAGCAGCAACAGCAACAACAGAACUUGAAUGAUAACCAACAAAAUCCAAGCAACCCACCUCCGGCUUCCUAUGUAGUUAAUUUGACACCCGAUCAAUUAGAGCAGCUAAAAAGAAAUGGUCAAUUGACUGUUAACGGCCAAACGAUUUUCAUGCAGCGUCCAAAUAAAGACCAGAUAGAAAAGAAAUUAUCGCCUAAAUCAAAAACUCUGAAGAAGGUUAAUAAAAUUCAGAGUAUAAAGAAUAUUCUACAGGAAACGGAUAAUGAGCCGGUCAAACCAAGCAAUAAUUUGGAGCCAGUCAAGGAAAACGUUAAUAAAUCUUUAGUUAGUGCCUUAAAUGCACCACCAAAACAAGUUCUACCUCAAAAUCACAUUCAGCCUCAACUCCUACAGCAAACCAAGCCUGUGCAACCGCAGGCGAUGGUCCAACCUUCAGUACAGGUGCAAGUGCAGCCCAAAACAACGGCAUCUGAAAGAUCGAAGCCUGUUGCCCCUUCACCAGCCAUUCCUCAAGUUCCUAAGCAGCAAAAGGUGGCACCUACUGUCAUAUCCCAGGAUUCUAAUGGUAGUAACACAAACCCUGACGUGGAUAAAAUCCUCGUCCAAAUACUCGAAGAAUCGAACAUGAACAACGUACCGAGCGGCACAAAUAUAACCCCUCCAACGACUCAACCCCAACAAAGAAUCACUACUAUUCAACUGACGCCACAGAAGCAGCAACACCUGCGCAAUAUUCAAAUGCAAAUACAGACGUUAUCUGCUAGAUCUACUCCCGCUGAUACGGAUAUACAGAAUACUUUGAAGAUGUUGUUUACCGAACAACAGAAGAUCUUGGCUUCUGGAAAACUGUUACCACCAGAAAAGGUAAGUGUUCAUUAUGUAUUUUUCUUUUCUUUCAUUUGA
Messenger RNA from Diabrotica balteata, 2050 nucleotides. The record is from the annotation of a GenBank genome assembly. NCBI's taxonomy places the organism in Eukaryota, Metazoa, Arthropoda, Insecta, Coleoptera, Chrysomelidae.